UGGGCUCAGGUAAUUCUAUUCUUGGAAUUAUCAUUGAAACCAAAAGAGCGCCUUAUUGCAAUGCUGAAAUAUUCUCGUCCAAUUGGUACCGAUAAAACAAAGCGCUCAUUUGUUGUUGCUAGAAAGAUUAAGGUAAUUAAUUUCUCUAUCAAUUGA
Loa loa (African eye worm) is the source of this 156-nucleotide messenger RNA. RefSeq lists its product as hypothetical. The transcript has a single exon. The annotation marks the transcript as partial. The record is from RefSeq and is a predicted model, not a curated record. NCBI's taxonomy places the organism in Eukaryota, Metazoa, Nematoda, Chromadorea, Rhabditida, Onchocercidae.